This is a messenger RNA of Aspergillus caelatus, 3429 nucleotides long. RefSeq names its product putative mitochondrial translation initiation factor IF-2. Gene Ontology annotation, molecular function: translation initiation factor activity; GTPase activity; GTP binding. Lineage: Eukaryota; Fungi; Ascomycota; Eurotiomycetes; Eurotiales; Aspergillaceae. The transcript is spliced from 3 exons. The coding region runs from base 92 to 3325 and encodes 1077 amino acids. The record is from RefSeq and is a predicted model, not a curated record.
CUCAGGGAUAUCUCUACUGUCUUCUGUAAAGAAAGACGAUCCGCCUCGAUUGAGCCCUUAUCCGUCCGAUCAGUAACUCGAUAUCUCCAAGAUGGCGCCUAAGAAGAAGGGAAAUAAGAGACAGGAGGCUGAUUGGGAAGCUGAGCUCGGCGAAUCUGCCCCUGCAGCCGGUGGCGAGCCCAGCCCCCAGGAAGAUGCCGCUCCCGCCGAAGAAGAGACUGGCGGCGGCGGUCUACUUGCCGCUUUAAGGAAGAACAAGGCCAAGAAGGGAAAGAAGGGGAAGCAACAGAACGAUUUCGUCGAGGGUGAGGAGGCACCUGCGGCGGACGAAGCUCAAGACUUCGCCAGCAAGCAACCUGAAGAAGGCACUUUCGAUGAUGAGGAUGACGUCUUCUCCAAGAAGAAUCAGAAGGCUGCCCAGGCCGCUGCAAAGGCCGCUGCAGCGCCCAAGGAGGCCGAGGGUGAGGGUGAAUUCCGUGUGAAGUCCAAGAAGGAGAAGGAAAGGGAAAAGAAGGAGAGAGAAAAGCAGCGGAAGAAGGAACAGGCCGCGAAGAAGAAGACUGAAAAGCCUCAGCAGCCUGCUAAGGCCGAGCCUGAGAAGAAGCAAGAGCCCACACCUGCCGCUGCUGCUCCCGCCCCCGCUGCCCCAGAACCUACUGGUGGCAAGAAAAAGAAGGUUCCUGCCCACCUUGCUGCUCUCCAAAAACAACAGGAGGCUCUCAGAAAGCAGCGUGAGGAAGAGGAGCGACUUCUAGCUGAGCAGCAGGCCUUAGAAGAGGAAAGGAGACGCGCGGAAGAAGAGGAGGAGAAGAAGAGAGAGGAAGCUCGUCAGCGCAAGAAGGAAAAGGAGAAGGAAAAGAAGGAGCAACUCAGGAAAGAAGGAAAGCUGCUCACUAAGGCCCAGAGGGAGGCAAAGGAGCGCAAUGAACUGCGUCUGAAGCAGAUGCUUGCUGCAGGUGCAGGCAAGGUUGCCGGCUUGGAAGACCAGGGUGCUGAGAAGAAGAAGCCUGUUUACGAUAACAAGAAGAGACAGAAGAAGAAGGGCCCAGCUAAACAGGAAGAAGACUUGGAGGCUGCCGCCGCACGGGCUAAGGCACAGCGUGAAGCUGAAGAAGAACGCCGAAGGAAAGAGGCCGAAGAGAAGGCGAAGGCUGAGGCUGAAGCCGCCGCCGCCGCCGCCGCCGCUGCCUCCGCUGCUGCUGGUGGAGAGGAGAGCGAAUUGGACGACUGGGAGAAGGCUGCUGACGCAGAAGACGACGUGAAGGACUCAUGGGACGCUCCUACAGAUGAGGAAGACAAUGCAGAAAAGCCAGCCACAAAUGGCGCCAACAAGACAGAGCUCCCUGAGAGGCCUGCUGCAGCACAAAAGAAGGGUGAGGAGGAGGAGGAGUCCUCCGAGGAAGAAUCUUCCGAAGACGAGUCUUCUGAUGAAGAACAGUCUGCGGCACAAAGGGCCAUUGCUCAAAGGAAGGCGGAAGCCGCAGAGCGCAGAAAGAAGCAGCACGAGGAGGCGAUGGCAGCUCGCUCAAAGGAUAACCUCCGCUCCCCCAUCUGUUGUAUUCUGGGACACGUCGAUACCGGUAAGACCAAGUUGCUGGACAAGAUUCGUCAGACAAACGUCCAAGAAGGGGAAGCUGGUGGUAUUACUCAGCAGAUUGGUGCUACUUACUUCCCUGUGGAUGCUCUGCGUCAGAAGACUGCUCCUGUGAACAAGGAUGGUUCAUUCGACUUCAAGAUUCCUGGUCUAUUGGUCAUCGAUACCCCCGGUCACGAGUCCUUCUCCAACCUGCGUUCCAGAGGUUCUUCGCUUUGUAACAUCGCCAUUUUGGUCGUCGAUAUCAUGCACGGUCUCGAGCCGCAGACCCUUGAGUCCAUGAGGUUGCUCCGUGACCGCCGCACUCCCUUCAUUGUUGCCCUGAACAAGAUCGAUCGUCUGUACGGCUGGAAGAAGAUUGACAACAACGGAUUCCAGGAGAGUUUGGCUAUGCAGAGCAAGGGAGUCCAGAACGAGUUCCGUACGCGUCUUGAGCGGACCAAGCUCCUGUUCGCCGAACAGGGUUUCAACUCUGAGCUGUACUACGAGAACAAGUCCAUGGCCCGUAAUGUCUCUCUCGUGCCGACUUCCGCUCACACUGGAGAGGGUAUUCCCGACAUGCUGAAGCUGCUGACCACUUUGACUCAAGAGCGUAUGACUAACUCUCUCAUGUACUUGUCGGAGGUCGAGUGUACUGUUCUUGAAGUGAAGGUGAUUGAAGGUCUUGGUACGACAAUCGAUGUUGUCCUUUCCAACGGUAUUCUCCGGGAGGGUGAUCGAGUCGUACUAUGCGGUCUUAACGGUCCUAUAUCAACCAAUAUCCGAGCGUUGCUGACGCCUGCACCUCUGAAGGAACUUCGUCUGAAGUCACAGUACGUUCAUAACAAGGAAGUCAAGGCCGCCCUUGGUGUCAAGAUCGCAGCCAACGAUCUCGAGCAUGCCAUUGCUGGUUCUCGGUUGAUGGUCGUCGGACCUGAUGAUGAUGAGGAGGACAUCGAGGAUGAAGUCAUGUCUGAUCUGGAGAAUCUGCUGAGCAAGGUUUCUAAGGAUCAGCGUGGUGUCAGUGUCCAGGCCUCGACCCUUGGUUCCCUCGAAGCUUUGCUUGAGUUCCUUCGUGUCUCUAAGAUCCCCGUUGCCAACAUCUCCAUCGGCCCUGUUUAUAAACGUGAUGUGAUGAUGGCUGGUACGAUGUUGGAAAAGGCUAAGGAAUACGCCGUCAUGCUGUGCUUCGAUGUUAAGGUUGACAAGGAAGCGGCCGCGUAUGCCGAGGAAGUUGGUGUCAAGAUCUUCACCGCAGACAUCAUCUACCACUUGUUCGAUGACUUCACUAAGCAUAUCGCUGAAUUGACGGAGAAGAGAAAGGAGGAGAGCAAGAUGCUUGCUGUCUUCCCUUGUGUUCUCCGUCCCGUCGCCGUCUUCAACAAGAAGGACCCUAUCGUCAUCGGUGUCGAUGUCAUUGAAGGUAGUCUGCGGAUGCAUACACCACUUGCCGCAGUUAAGACCAACGCAACGACCGGUGCCAAGGAAAUUAUCGAGAUUGGCAGAGUUGUAUCGAUUGAACGUGAUCACAAAGCAGUCAACGUGGUCAAGAAGGGUCAACCCUCUGUUGCUGUCAAGAUCGAGGGAGCUAACCAGCCCAUGUACGGACGUCAACUGGAAGAGAAGGACACCCUGUACUCCAAGAUCUCCCGUGCCAGUAUCGACACUCUUAAGGAAUUCUACCGUUCAGACGUGUCGAUGGAGGAAUGGGGUCUUGUCAAGAAGCUCAAGCCCGUGUUCGACAUCCCUUAAAUUUUAUACGAGCUUAUGACCCACCAUAGCCUGGGGACUUACCAGUUAUCUCGACAGGUCCUCGAUGGUAACCAUAUGGCAUUCGGCACUUGGCCGUUUGCCAG